Messenger RNA from Ictalurus furcatus (blue catfish), 1197 nucleotides. RefSeq names its product DET1 and DDB1 associated 1 (gene dda1). Gene Ontology annotation, biological process: positive regulation of proteasomal ubiquitin-dependent protein catabolic process. The coding region runs from base 347 to 661 and encodes 104 amino acids. The transcript has 5 exons. The record is from RefSeq and is a predicted model, not a curated record. Gene Ontology annotation, cellular component: Cul4-RING E3 ubiquitin ligase complex. Lineage: Eukaryota; Metazoa; Chordata; Actinopteri; Siluriformes; Ictaluridae.
CACUCGGUAUAUUUUCUAAACCUGGCAACCCACCGCCCUCUGUUAUUAGGUGCAGUCCAUCGGCUAGUCAGACGUACAUUUAAUGUUUGUUGUUAGACUUGUUUUCUCAAAGCGUGGAUUUUAUUUUGCACUGCUGAUUUACUGUGAGUUUGACAAACAGGGUAGAAACACUUGGACUUCUGAAUGGUAGCCGGUUGGUCACUUUGUCGGCAUAAAAUUAGUGUAGGCCCUGUGGUUGUUUGAGCUAGCUUCAUCAGCUAGCCGUGUAAUCCUGCUUUGCUAGCACAGCGACUAGUAGUGGGGGGUUUCCAAGGCAACACUUUUGGAUCUUAUUUACAAUAUCACGAUGGACAAAGCGGAUUUCCUGAAAGGUCUCCCCGUCUACAACAAGAGCAACUUCAGUAGAUUCCACGCAGACUCUGUGUGCAAAGCAUCGAAUAGAAGACCAUCAGUUUAUUUGCCAACACGGGAAUAUCCAUCAGAGCAGAUUAUUGUCACAGAGAAAACAAACAUUCUUUUGCGUUACCUCCACCAACAGUGGGACAAAAAGAACGCAGCCAAGAAGCGGGAACGGGAGCAAGAGCAGGGUGAAGGAGGCAGUCCUGCACCUUCACGCAAAAUUGCACGGACCGACAGUCAGGAAAUGAACGAAGACUCCUAAAACGGAUUGUUACCAAACAGCACAGGGACAGGCACAAACAUGGCAGCCUUUUCAGAUUAAAGAAUAAUACAUGGUCUACAUUUCUUGUAGACGUCUGCACAUGAGACUGGCUUUAAAAAGUGAGACCGUUUUAUGGUGGGAUUUUUGUUUUGUUUUUGUUUGUUUUUAAAUUCAGCGCUUCCUGUCAAACUGUCCCAUUGUGCGUCCUUGCAGCCUGGUGAUAAACACUUAGGGUUGCUGUUAGCUUCCACUGCCAGAAUCUGUGGACCUGGUGCACUGAAAUUUGCUCAGGUAGGGUAGGGAGACUUGAGUGCUGGCACGAAGUUACAUCAGUCUCUACGUGCAGGAAUUUGGCAGAGUGGGGCAAACUUAGACUGCAUCACACAGUGUCGUGCGUGAAUGUGUCUGUGUGUGCAAAUUUUAACUCCAGUUUAAGAAUCAUUCCCACUAGCUCAGCUGUGGAUUUAUUUUUCCUGUACUGACAGGCAAGUCAGUUCAUAGACAUGUGAAAAUAAAACCCUUUUUUUUUGGACAAA